UUCAGAGCAUUACCAUAAGUAAAUUAAUUUAUAAAUAUUUUUAGAAAGUUUUAAUAUAUAACCAAAUGAAUUAUGACCAUAACCACUGCAUGUCCUCUCUCUUCAAUCUCUUGGUUAGGCCUAGGCUAAGUCUUAUGCAGGCAUGAUGAGCAAUCAACCAAUGAUGGAACAUGCAUUACACGUUUUCACAGCCACUGUUAAACUAAAAGGUUUGGUGGAAGAUAAAAUAGUUGCUUUUUGACAAAACAUUGAUUAUUUCCCCUUGGGGAUCAAUAGAGUAUCUAUCUAUCUUAUUUCUUAUGGCCACCUUACACCAAACAACUUUGACAAGAUUCUCUUGUCAAAGUUGUUUGGUGUAAGGAGGCCAUGAUGUGUUCAAGGAUUGGUUAGGUCACUUGGCCAAUUGGCUUGUGAAGAACAGAUUUAACAGCCACAGGUGUAGAAUAUAGGGUAAUUUAUUUAACCCCCAGCUUUCCCCAGCAGCAAUUGAACCUCACUGCUCAGGCCCCUGUAGCCUGCCUACCUUAUGAACCAUGAUCCUUCAGAGAGAAGUUAUUUUUUGGACAGUUGCUGUUUUAUGUGUUGUCUUUGCAGAUAAUGACAUCCAAAUCAAAUGUGGGGAAGACACUGUGUUGGUGAAAUGGACGGUGGGACCAGAGCUGUCUAUGAAUGCGUCUCGGCUCUUACUUGGGAGCUGUUACGCAAACCACUUCCUCCCGCUUCCUGGGGGUGGAGGGCAAGCAGUUUUCCUUUAUCCAUUUAAUGCGUGUAAUUUCAGAAAACAGAUAAUUGGAGAUAAGCUGAUAUACAAAAACACACUUGCAUUCAGGCCAAGGCCAAAGCCUAAACCAGCUGCAAUGUCCUUCCUUGUUGAAUGUAUAUAUACAAGAGAAAACGGUUUGGUUCCUCCCUUUCUCAACCCUGGAUUUGUCCGCAUUCAGGGCCACAGCCAGCUCUACUUUCACAUGGGGAUCCUUAAUAAGAACCUCACUGGCCCAGCACAGUCAAACUCUUUUCCUCUGGGAUCCUUCAUCCCUGUCUGGGCAUAUGUGGAACAGCAUGCCCAUCAGCCCUUGCUGUUGCUCCUGGAUGAGUGUGUUGCAUCAAAUGCCAUAGAGCUGGAGCCAACAACACUGGUCCAUCCAAUCAUCACUAACCAUGGGUGUCUCAAUGAUGGGAAGAAUGGUAACUCAAAGUUCCUACCAAGAUAUGAGUCCUCUGCAGUAGUUCUUUACCUGCAAGCCUUUAGAUUUUCUCUGGAAAAGGAGGUAUACAUCCACUGUAAACUUGUGGCAUGGGACCCAAAUAGUUUUGAUAAGGACAGGAAGAUGUGCAACUUCAACAAGGAGUCUGAAAGGUGGGAACUUUUGGAUGAUCCUUCUGAGAGUGAUGUUUGCCAUUGCUGUGACUCGGUCUGCAAACGGCGCAUAAUACGGGAUGUGGACUUGGAACCUCAAGGGCUUGUUCAGAAUGCAGUACUGGGACCACUGAUAAUCACAGAAAACUAAUUCCAGGAAACCAACUAAAGAUGUGGUAUAGAGGUGAGAUGGAGAUAUAUGAUAUGGAGUCACUGUCCUUACUGACAGGCCACGGAAGCUUGAAGUGCAUCUACCUCCAUCUCAUACUUCAUCUUUAGUUUGAAAUAAACAUUUUCAUUUUGGGAUUUA
This is a messenger RNA of Alosa alosa (allis shad), 1667 nucleotides long. It is a transcript of the gene zp3f.2, whose product is annotated as zona pellucida glycoprotein 3f, tandem duplicate 2. Gene Ontology annotation, biological process: binding of sperm to zona pellucida; egg coat formation; positive regulation of acrosome reaction. The transcript has 10 exons. Gene Ontology annotation, cellular component: extracellular matrix. The coding region runs from base 534 to 1508 and encodes 324 amino acids. Gene Ontology annotation, molecular function: acrosin binding. The record is from RefSeq and is a predicted model, not a curated record. Lineage: Eukaryota; Metazoa; Chordata; Actinopteri; Clupeiformes; Clupeidae.